Drosophila pseudoobscura is the source of this 456-nucleotide messenger RNA. RefSeq lists its product as uncharacterized. The record is from RefSeq and is a predicted model, not a curated record. The transcript has a single exon. Bases 27 to 413 code for a protein of 128 amino acids. Lineage: Eukaryota; Metazoa; Arthropoda; Insecta; Diptera; Drosophilidae.
AUAUACAAAAAUUAUUGCUCUGCAAAAUGGAUCAGUCAAACAUGGUGGAGAAUUCUCUCUCGAAAUCUCUGACAAAGAUCUCAGGGCCAAAGGGGCAGUCAGGCGUUCCUGAGAAGGAGUCCCCGAAAGAUCCGAAAGGAGAUGCCUUCAGCCUCUGCGGAAAGCCCAGUUUCAUCAUUUGCAAGGGCAGGAGGAUUCCAGAUCUGAUCGAAGUGCCCAGUCCCCCGGAUCUCCGGCAGAUGCAGGUCGGCGAGGGGGCCAUACUGAAGAUCCAAAGCAUAGUGAAGCGUCAAAGUCGCAUCAUGUCAUUGGUGGACUGGAUACUCUUCCGCAAGAAGGAAGUCUCCCAUGGCGAGGGGGAGGAUCUGGAAACAGACGAUUCCACUGGCAAUGAUGAGAUCUCAAAUUUGUAAUGUUAAAGAAAGAUCCCGAGUACACGAGAGCAAUUCCUUAAAA